Molecule: messenger RNA, 5831 nt
Organism: Salvelinus namaycush (lake trout)
Lineage: Eukaryota; Metazoa; Chordata; Actinopteri; Salmoniformes; Salmonidae
Product: serine/threonine-protein kinase 35-like
Exons: 3
Coding region: 170-1447 (425 amino acids)
Biological process (GO): axon extension; peptidyl-serine phosphorylation; autophagosome organization
Cellular component (GO): autophagosome; cytoplasm
Molecular function (GO): protein serine/threonine kinase activity; ATP binding
Source: RefSeq, a predicted model, not a curated record
AGUUGUUUAUUAAUCAAAUUUGUUCAAAGAGCGGCAUCAUAUAAGUAGAGAGGGCUAUCUGACGUUUAAUAUACAAUUAAACGUCACAAGUUUGAGCAUUCGUUUUGACUCAAGUAAUGAAAGAUACACAUAUUUUUCCUAAACACUUGUUUUCAACUAAAAAGAAGUCAUGGAUAUAUGCAACGGGAUAAGGCGAAAGAUAAGAACCCCAAGAAGUCUGCGGGCUUUCAAAAGGCUGGUUGAAGCACAGAACGCCAAAAUGAAGACGAAACGGGAGGUAAAACAAGAGGUGGUCAAAGUCUUGAGGGCGCUGGUGGUAGGGAACAACAACGAAGACAUCGAUGUCCCUAUGGAGGAGGACUGUUUCUCAAUGAACUUUUCCAAGAACGAGAACCUGGAGCAUAUAGUAAUGGCACCACGAUACAAUCUGUUGCGGGAGGUGGGAAGGGGCAGCUAUGGGGUAGUGUUCGAGGCAAUUGCUCUGAGGACUGGGGCAAGGGUAGCGGUUAAAAAACUGCAGUGCAACGCUCCCGAAAAUGUGGAACUCGCUCUGGCCGAAUUCUGGGCCUUGGCAAGCCUGGAGACGAAACACGAGAAUGUGGUGCAGCUCGAGGAAUGUGUGCUACAAAGGAAUGGCAUGGCCCAGAAAAUGAGUCAUGGAAAUAAAAGGUCCAAACAAUACCUGCGGUUGGUGGAGACUUCAUUAAAAGGUGAGCGGAUUCUGGGCUACCCAGAGGAGCCGUGCUACCUGUGGUUCGUCAUGGAGUUCUGCGAGGGCGGGGACCUCAACCAGUACAUCCUGUCACGGCGGCCUGACCCGCGCACCAACAAGAGCUUCAUGCGUCAGCUGACCAGCGCCGUGGCCUUCCUGCACAAGAACAACAUUGUGCACCGCGACCUCAAGCCCGAUAACAUCCUCAUCUCCCAGAAGUCGGGCUUUCCUGUACUCAAAGUGGCCGACUUCGGCCUCAGCAAGGUCUGCGCUGGCUUUGGCGCUGGUGGCAACGAUGGCGAUGAGCACCCCACAGCUGGUGGCGGGGACGGCAGCAACAACAAGAACGUGAACAAGUUCUGGCUGUCGUCGACUUGCGGCUCGGACUUCUUCAUGGCGCCCGAGGUGUGGGAGGGCCAUUACACGGCCAAGGCUGACAUCUUCGCCCUGGGCAUUAUCAUCUGGGCCAUGCUGGAGCGGAUCACCUUCAUUGACGCAGAGUCGAAGCGCGAGCUGCUAGGCACCUAUGUGCGGCAGGGCAGCGAGAUCGUGCCAGUGGGCGAGGCGCUGCUGGGAAACCCCAAGAUGGUCCUCCAUAUCCCGCAGAAGACACGCAGCACCAUGUCGGAGGAGGUGAAGAAGCUGCUGCAGGACAUGCUGGCGGUCAACCCCCAGGACCGGCCCGACGCCUUCCAGCUGGAGGAGCGGGUGGACCAAGUCACGCGUGCUGCGUGACACUCCUCCCGUUCCCCUUUCCAACCCCUGGUCAGUCAGAGAAGGGACUGCUCUUUUACCAGAUUGGUAUACAAACUGAAGGUGGGAUUCCACAUCUGUACAGAGGUGUAAAAAGGGACUAUGAACUGUGAAACCUCUACAAUUGCUCCUAAAUGUGAAAGAAUGGAGGGUUUGCGGUCAGCGCUUCUACAAUCAGGACACCUUUAUCGGGAAAGCUAUGCAAUAAGUCAUAUGAGAAGUCAGGUCCUCUCCCCUUCCCCCACCGCACCUUUUAUUUUUAAAAAGCCGAAAGACAUUCACCAAUGGACGACGGUCAGGUAUGCCGUCGUCCUUGGCACACCUGGUUUGGAAUGGGGGCGGCAGUAGCCUUGAGGUUGGAGAAGCAGGCCAGCAUCUGGAGGGUUGCCGGUUCGAAUCCCACUGCUGAAGAGGGCAAAAAUAUGGCGGGAGUGAACCAGCAGGUGCCACCUACUUCUCCAACCUAAUGUGUGGAUGUGUGUGUGUAUAUCUGGGGGGUUAGAUAAAAUGUCCAUCCUGUAGGGACUAAUAAAGUAUAUCUUAUCUUAAUGGCCACAAGGAGUAAUAAUGAUUUGUUAUUUGAUGAGCUGGUCUUCAAAAUACAUUUUUCUCAAUGUUGUUUUUUUAUUUGAAUUGGUUCGGACAUGUACUGAUUCUUCCUUCUUCUCCGAUGUUGACGUGUGUUGGAUGGGGCCACAGGCUAGUAUGGAUGGAUAAUCGUUCAUGUAUAUACCGGAGAGGAUAACAUGUUGCACUGUGUACCCUCUAUACCAGAGUUUUACAAAGUAUUCCUAAAACGACCGACGCUAAUGAUGUAGAAGAAGGGACUUGUAUACUGUGAAUUGGAAAUGUGAAUUCAGUUCAAUACAACUUCAUUUAUAGACAAUUUAGAAAGGUGGGUUAUAUUGGGUAGUUCAGUACACAGCGCCCCAUGUCCCCCGUCCUCAAUGUGGACACAUUGCACUAGUAUCAACCAAGCAGCAUCAUCAACACCCCUGUUCCCCUCCCUCUACACCCUUGUGCCUUAUUAGACUUUCAUCAAAUGGAGGGGUAACCAAUUUGAUUCCCAAGUAGUUUGAUGUUUUUUUUAUUUUUACAUGCAGUAUAUCAUUUUCCCUUGGUAGCAGGCCUAUAUAAUAUGAUAAUAUUAUGUCGUGCAUUUGAAGCCAAACGGUGCCAUCUCCCUAUAUAAGAUCAUAAAAUGGUUUUAGGGGAAUUACCUAUUGCGUAAACCAAAUUGUACCAGAGUUGUGGACACUGAUGUCACAUAAUUUAAUAUUGGGCUAAAUAUAAAUUGAUUAUGUUAUAUAUCCCAAAUAUUUGGUAUGAAAUGGAAUCGUGUUAAUUUCAGACCGAAAAAUUUACUGAUUAGCUAGUAAGUGCGAUGAAAAGUCUUAAGUUAUUGUAUGUCACUCACCAUUAACUUGACAUUGACAGUGUCUUUUUUUAUACAGAAAUGAAUAAUGAAAUGUAACUGUUGGCUACUGUGAGCAUGUUAUGGUUUCAAUGUGAGGUUUGUGUAUGAAGAUUCAGGACCCUCACCAAAAGGGAUUUUCGACUCACUUUAAGCCUAGUGCCAAUUAAGGGCAAAGCAGGCAACUUUGAGUGCUUCGAAAUUCCUUUUAAACUCUCAUUUACUUCUUUGACUUUGGAUUUUGUUACCAUAACAUUUGCUGAUAACAUGUAAAUAAUGCUAUGGAAUGGGAUCAAAAGGACCUCUGAUCUUUGUAAUUGAAUGGUUUUUGAAUAUCUGUUGGAGGUUCUUCAGUUUAGGAUUGUUUGGCAUUGGUAAUAAUUCCCCCAAGUAGCACCACGACUUAAAAAGUAUAUAAAAAAAUCCCAGUUUCCUCGUUCACCAUAGAGCCGUUUUUAGUCGUGUCACUUCACUAUAAACAAGAUGUGUGUGGGAAUAACAGUUGAAUGGACAGAUACUAUUGUACACACACAAAAACGCAUAGUCAUCGUCGUCGUUUUUCAAACACUACCACUUAAGAGACUACCUUCUAGAUUGUGAAGUGUCUUUUUGCAAUGUUUCUGACUUCCUAGUAUUUUAGUAAGUCCGAGUGACAAUACCCGUUCACGUAAUGGUUGACAGUCUAAACCAGGGCUGGAUCUUUCCUAAAAGCUAAUCCUGGAUUGCAGAAUGUGGACUUCAGCAAGCACCAACCAACAAACAGUUGAACCACAGCAUAUUGGGCAUGUUCCCUGUUAUCUAUUCGCUUUUAUUUUAAGUGAGCACGGUAGUUGACGAUUGAUUCAUAGACAUGUUUACAGCUAUUGACAAACACUCAAUCUGUUUUUGAUAGUCUGGUCCUACCUCAGUCUCCUCCUUCUCUGACCGUUGUCUUUCACUAGACCGUCUCACUAGAUUACUUUUAAACUGGUUUCGGUCUAGACCUGUUUCAUUUGCGUUUUUAGAGGGCCAUUUCUUUAAUUGUGAUCGGUUUAGACCCGAGUCAGUUUUUCUUUAACCUCAACCAACCUCACUGGUCAAACUCCUCUAAGACGCUUUUAGAUGUGUUUUUUUUAUUUUCUCCGCUACCGUUAGCUACUCUGAUCGCCGUUUGAGAUUUUGAAUACUUUACCUUCAAGCUUCGCUGCAGAUAACACUUAGCUUUUGCCUUUUUAGAUUUUUUUAUUUUUUUUUACAGAUAAUCUCAGAAGUUAACACACCUCUUUCUCAGAUACCUCUAUUUUAAUGUUAGACUGUACACCCAGUGACACUCAGCUUUACUUAAGAGACCAGUUUGUUACCUGGAAAACCUCUGACCUCUUUCGGUGUUAAGUAAGUGAGCACUCCCUUUAACGUCAUGGCAACGUCUACUGUUGCAUGACUACUCUACAUUCAUGUUUUACGUUGAAAUAUACUGUAUAUGAUAAGGGAACUGAAGCUCUUUCCGCCACCUAUUGUUCAUACAUAAUGUUGUAUCUUGUUGGGAGUAGUGAAGACUUUGUGUGUAGGUUACAUGUGUAUUGCCAUGGUUUAAGGGGAGCACUAGUCAUAAAGCCACGGUAAUGAUUAUGCUUAAAAACCAACCCACUCCUCUAUGCAACCUUCUUUCACUGUACAAGGAACCAAACCAUUUGUUCUGUUCUGUUUGCGCUCCUGAACUACUACUUCUUUCAGCACCUAUGUCAAAGUGUGUAUACAGUACGCAUCAUGUAAACUAUGAACUUUUUGUUCAAGAAGCUAACUUGAGCCAUUAGAUGUUUUUAGUAAAGCAUCUUUUUUUUGUUGUUGCUGUAAAUGUUUGACAACUUCAGUUUCUCUUGAAAUAAAUUAUAAAAAAUAAGUCUUUUUUUUUAUUAGGGCCAAAUCAUCAGACCAAAUCUUUCAUUACACAUGCCAAAAACUGCAUUUUAUAAUUAAUUGUCCAAUAUACAUUGGGCUCAAACAAACCUCUGCUAGCAGUCUAAUCCUUUAUGAACUGGUUGAACCACCUAUAGUAUCUAACCACCGAGUACAUGGCACAACUAGAAUAGACAGAUUGCAUUAUAACAAAUUAUACUCCCACAUUUAAGAAUGUAUGACCAUUUUGGUCCUAGUCUUUACAAAUGUAAUUUAUUCUAAUUUAUAGUCGUCAACCUCUCAGACUAGGCUGUGUUAUGUCUGUCUGUCAACCAGCCCCCUACUGUCUGGUGGUCAUCUGAUUGCAACUGAUCUGCAGCAGACUGGGAUUCCUGUAUAUCUGUUUUAGUGCUACCACCCAUUCACUGUAGGGCAAACAGCCGCUCUGAUCCAAAGGUGUGGGAGACUGCUGUGGGAAACUACUUAGUCCAUUUGGGCCUCCACUAAAUAUACAGCACAGGGGGCUGCUGAGCGGAGGACGGCUCAUAGUAAUGGCUGGAAUAAAUGGAAUGGUUUUGAACAUUGAUACCAUUCCAUUCACUCCAUUCCAGCCGCUAUUGUGAGCCGUCAUCCUCUCAGCAGCCUCCUGUGCUCUAUUUGUCUGUAAAUAAAUGUGCUAACUAAAUCAUCGUAGUUGGCGUAGGCUACAUUUCCAGUCUGAUCAUUUUAUUUCGGUUGUAAGAUGUCAGUCUUCCAUGCAUCUUUUUCCUGUUUUGAUUUAGUUCAGAUGGUCUGCUAGUUUUAUUCUACAGGUUUUCGUUGCAACCAGGUUUUUUCUGUGGCUCGGAUUUCCGUGUAAUCUCCGUUAGUAGCUUUUAAGAAAUCCAGUGGUAACCCGCAGGUUCUGUGUCUUCGUUGCAAUACUAUGGUUUUAACGAGCUCAACACAUUACCCUGUCUCUCACCAUUGUAUUCCUCAAAAAUAACAUUAUUGUUUGUACUGUUAUUAUAUAACUGGGUGUUUUAUACGCUUCAUAUAUUGUUCAUUGAGGUGGAUCCCUGAAAAUGAAUACUAAUA